Drosophila simulans is the source of this 4236-nucleotide messenger RNA. RefSeq names its product basic proline-rich protein. The transcript has 3 exons. NCBI's taxonomy places the organism in Eukaryota, Metazoa, Arthropoda, Insecta, Diptera, Drosophilidae. The record is from RefSeq and is a predicted model, not a curated record. The coding region runs from base 56 to 4153 and encodes 1365 amino acids.
GAAAUUAUUAAAUUUCAAUUUAUUUUAAAGUUGACCGUAUUAGAGACUACACUAAAUGUCCAAAUGGAAUUAUAUGGUAUUUGUGAUUUUCCUCUCUGUGCCGGGGAAUAUGGAAAGCAGUUUCGAUCGGCUACGUUUCGGGGAGUCAUACACACCAUUUCAUUUUCCCUAUGUUCCCGAUAGCUAUCCCACACCCCCGGCUCCUGUCCCUCCACCAAAACAACGUCCAACACCACCACCUCCACCUCCACCACCUCCACCUCCACCACGUCCAACUACAACACGUCCACCACCUACAACACCCACACCAACUACAACAACUACACCAAUUAGGUCACCUCCACCGCCUCCACCCACUGCUCCACCACCUCCUGGUCCAGCGCCCCCUGGAGUAUGGUAUCCGCUCCCCGUAUAUGGGAACCCACCACAAUUUGGAGAUCCGCCUGGAACGCACUUGCCAUCCAAUUCACAGACCAAUUCAGGAUUCCUCCCUCUCCCAAUGAUCUGCAAUCCGCCUUAUGAACCACCGAAUGAAGGUGGACAUCCUCCUGAAACACAGACGCCUCCUAAUUCAGGAUUCGUCCCUCCCCUAUCGAUCUGGAAUCCGCCUUAUGAACCACCGAAUCAAGAUGGACAGCCACCUAAAUCACAGACGCCCUCCAAUUCAGGAUUCGUCCCUCUCCCAGCGAUCUGCUAUGCACCGAAUCAAAUUGGACAUCCACCUGGAUCACAGAUGCCUCCUAAUUCAGAAAUAUACCCGCCAUCCACGGGCUGGAUUCCGCCAUCUGGGCCAAUAAAUCAAAGUGGACAUCCACCAGGAUCCCUGUCGCCUCCUAAUUCUGUAUUCCCACCGGGAUCUAUUCCGCCUCUUGGAUCACCGAAUCAAAUUGGAUAUCCACCAGGAUCACAGAAGCCUCCUAAUUCCGGUAUAUACCCCCCAUCAACGGGCUGGGCUUUGCCAUCUGGGCUACCAAAUCAAGGUGGAAAUCCACCAGGAUCAAUGGUGCCUCCAAUUUCUGUAUUGCCACCGGGCUCUAUGCCGCCUCUUGGAUCACCGAAUCAAAUUGGAUAUCCACCAGGAUCACAGGAGCCUCCUAAUUCCGGUAUAUAUCCACCAUCAACGGGCUGGACUUUGCCAUCUGGGCUACCAAAUCAAGGUGGAAAUCCACCAGGAUCAAUGGUGCCUCCAAUUUCUGUAUUGCCACCGGGCUCUAUUCCGCCUCUUCGACCACCAAUUCAAGGUGGACAACCACCAGGAUCACAGAAGCCUCCUAAUUCCGGUAUAUAUCCCCCAUCAACGGGCUGGACUUUGCCAUCCGGGCUACCAAAUCAAGGUGGAAAUCCACCAGGAUCAAUGGUGCCUCCAAUUUCUGUAUUGCCACCGGGCUCUAUUCCGCCUCUUCGACCACCAAUUCAAGGUGGACAACCACCAGGAUCACAGAAGCCUCCUAAUUCCGGUAUAUAUCCCCCAUCAACGGGCUGGACUUUGCCAUCCGGGCUACCAAAUCAAGGUGGAAAUCCACCAGGAUCAAUGGUGCCUCCAAUUUCUGUAUUGCCACCGGGCUCUAUUCCGCCUCUUCGACCACCAAUUCAAGGUGGACAACCACCAGGAUCACAGAAGCCUCCUAAUUCCGGUAUAUAUCCCCCAUCAACGGGCUGGGCUUUGCCAUCUGGGCUACCAAAUCAAGGUGGAAAUCCACCAGGAUCAAUGGUGCCUCCAAUUUCUGUAUUGCCACCGGGCUCUAUUCCGCCUCUUCGACCACCAAUUCAAGGUGGACAACCACCAGGAUCACAGAAGCCUCCUAAUUCCGGUAUAUAUCCCCCAUCAACGGGCUGGACUUUGCCAUCCGGGCUACCAAAUCAAGGUGGAAAUCCACCAGGAUCAGUGGUGCCUCCAAUUUCUGUAUUGCCACCGGGCUCUAUUCCGCCUCUUCGACCACCAAUUCAAGGUGGACAUCCACCAGGAUCACAGAAGCCUCCUAAUUCCGGUAUAUAUCCACCAUCAACGGGCUGGACUUUGCCAUCUGGGCUACCAAAUCAAGGUGGAAAUCCACCAGGAUCAAUGGUGCCUCCAAUUUCUGUAUUGCCACCGGGCUCUAUUCCGCCUCUUCGACCACCAAUUCAAGGUGGACAACCACCAGGAUCACAGAAGCCUCCUAAUUCCGGUAUAUAUCCCCCAUCAACGGGCUGGACUUUGCCAUCCGGGCUACCAAAUCAAGGUGGAAAUCCACCAGGAUCAAUGGUGCCUCCAAUUUCUGUAUUGCCACCGGGCUCUAUUCCGCCUCUUCGACCACCAAUUCAAGGUGGACAUCCACCAGGAUCACAGAAGCCUCCUAAUUCCGGUAUAUAUCCACCAUCAACGGGCUGGACUUUGCCAUCUGGGCUACCAAAUCAAGGUGGAAAUCCACCAGGAUCAAUGGUGCCUCCAAUUUCUGUAUUGCCACCGGGCUCUAUUCCGCCUCUUCGACCACCAAUUCAAGGUGGACAACCACCAGGAUCACAGAAGCCUCCUAAUUCCGGUAUAUACCCCCCAUCCACGGGCUGGGCUUUGCCAUCUGGGCUACCAAAUCAAGGUGGAAAUCCACCAGGAUCAAUGGUGCCUCCAAUUUCUGUAUUGCCACCGGGCUCUAUUCCGCCUCUUCGACCACCAAUUCAAGGUGGACAUCACCCAGGAUCACAGAAGCCUCCUAAUUCCGGUAUAUACCCCCCAUCCACGGGCUCUAUUCCGCCUCUUCGACCACCAAUUCAAGGUGGACAACCACCAGGAUCACAGAAGCCUCCUAAUUCCGGUAUAUACCCCCCAUCCACGGGCUGGGCUUUGCCAUCUGGGCUACCAAAUCAAGGUGGAAAUCCACCAGGAUCAAUGGUGCCUCCAAUUUCUGUAUUGCCACCGGGCUCUAUUCCGCCUCUUCGACCACCAAUUCAAGGUGGACAACCACCAGGAUCACAGAAGCCUCCUAAUUCCGGUAUAUACCCCCCAUCCACGGGCUGGGCUUUGCCAUCUGGGCUACCAAAUCAAGGUGGAAAUCCACCAGGAUCAAUGGUGCCUCCAAUUUCUGUAUUGCCACCGGGCUCUAUUCCGCCUCUUCGACCACCAAUUCAAGGUGGACAACCACCAGGAUCACAGAAGCCUCCUAAUUCCGGUAUAUACCCCCCAUCCACGGGCUGGGCUUUGCCAUCUGGGCUACCAAAUCAAGGUGGAAAUCCACCAGGAUCAAUGGUGCCUCCAAUUUCUGUAUUGCCACCGGGCUCUAUUCCGCCUCUUCGACCACCAAUUCAAGGUGGACAACCACCAGGAUCACAGAAGCCUCCUAAUUCCGGUAUAUACCCCCCAUCCACGGGCUGGGCUUUGCCAUCUGGGCUACCAAAUCAAGGUGGAAAUCCACCAGGAUCAAUGGUGCCUCCAAUUUCUGUAUUGCCACCGGGCUCUAUUCCGCCUCUUCGACCACCAAUUCAAGGUGGACAUCCACCAGAAUCACAGAAGCCUCCUAAUUCCGGUAUAUACCCCCCAUCCACGGGCUGGGCUUUGCCAUCUGGGCUACCAAAUCAAGGUGGAAAUCCACCAGGAUCAAUGGUGCCUCCAAUUUCUGUAUUGCCACCGGGCUCUAUUCCGCCUCUUCGACCACCAAUUCAAGGUGGACAACCACCAGGAUCACAGAAGCCUCCUAAUUCAGGAAUAUACCCACCAUCACCGGGCGGGAUUUCGCCAUCUGGGCUACCAAAUCAAGGUGGAAAUCCACCAGGAUCAAUGGUGCCUCCAAUUUCUGUAUUGCCACCGGGCUCUUUUCCGCCUCUUCGACCACCAAUUCAAGGUGGACAACCACCAGGAUCACAGAAGCCUCCUAAUUCAGGAAUAUACCCACCAUCACCGGGCGGGAUUUCGCCAUCUGGGUCACCAACUCAAAGUGGAAAUCCAGCAGGAUCACAGGUGCCUCCUGGUUCUGUAUUGCCACCGGGAUCUAUUCCGGCUCCUGGAUCACCGAAUCAAAUUGGCCGUCCAACAGGAUCACAGAUGCCUGCUAGUUCCAAUCUUCGUCCUCCACAACCUUCUGAGCCACAAAAACCUAUCAAUGUGCCCAACCAGCCAGUUAAAAAUCCACCUGGAGGAGGCAACUUUAAUGUAAAUGACAUACGCAUCGACCGGGCCAAUUAAAAAUUGUGCAACAAAAUUGAAAAAAUUACCUUUUACUUUUUCAAUUGAUGAACUAAUAAACAAGCGAUGCUCGUAAAAAUGAA